AAAGUUGAAAAACAAAUAAGUUUCAUAGAGUUAAUUAUUUUUCCCUGCAAUACAAAGACAGUAUUAUUUUUUGAGAAUACAAAGACAAUAAUUGAAGUCCUUGCGUUUGCAUUAUUUUUUUUAUAAUAAAAUACAAAAUUCAGCUACUUCAAGGUUCUUCUUUCAACACAAACAGAUCUGUGUUACUCUUUGUUGUGCAUUUUAUCUAUCUUCUUAGCGUUGACUUCAAUUCUUGCAAUCGAAUUAAUGGAUUCUUCUUCUUCUUCUCCGUUUUCUUCUCCUCCGUCAUCUCCGACUUCUUCUUUUUCUUCUCGGGCUUCUUUUUCUUCUCGGGCUUCUUUUUCUUCAUCCUCCGAUUCUCAAUGGGCGCACGACGUGUUCAUCAAUUUUACUCCAAAAGACGAUAGCAAAGUUUUCGUUUCUAAUCUCCAUACUGCCCUCGGAGAUGCCGGAAUCGAACCUUACACAGACUAUCAGUUUGACAAGGGACCCGAGUUGGGUUCAGAAUUAUUGGAAGCAAUAGAAUACGCUCAUAUAUCCAUCAUUGUUUUCUCACAAAACUACACUGAAUCUAGUUCGUGUCUUAACGAGCUUGAAAAAAUUAUGGAAUGCCACAGUACUCAUGGGAACGUGGUUAUACCCGUGUUUUGCGGCGUCGAUCCAUCUAAGGUGCGUCAUCAAAACGGUGCUUUUGGAAAAAAAUUGCACGCAACUGCCAAAGAAAGUUACUUAGAUAGAGAAUUGAGGGAAAAUAUGGUGUUCAGUUGGAAGAAUGCACUCAAUCAAGCUGCUAAUUUGCCUGGUUGGGAUGCCACCUAUUACAGGAAUGACGCCGAACUAAUUCCUCAAAUUGUGAAGGAAGUUUUGGGAAAGCUAAAUAGCAGAUUAUUGCCUAUUACCGAAUUUCAAGUUGGAUUGGAUGCCAAUGAACAACGAGUGAUUCACUUUAUUGAAAAUCAAGCAAGCAAAGUUUCCUUGAUAGGGAUCUGUGGUAUGGGUGGAUCGGGUAAAACAACCACAGCCAAAGCCAUCUACAACCAAAUUCAUAGGAAUUUUUUGAAUACAAGUUUCAUUGAAAAUGUUGCAGAAGUUUGUGAAAGAAAAAAAAAUAAAAAUAGUGGGAUUAUUGAUUUACAACAACAACUUCUUACAGAUGUCCUGGGCACAAAUGUGCGGAUAUCUAGCAUUGAAUAUGGGAAAAACAUGAUCAGACAAAGAUUUUCGGAGAAAAAGAUACUCGUUGUACUUGAUGAUGUAACAACAUUUGAACAAUUAAAGGCACUAUGUGGAAAUCCUAAAAUGUUUGCUCCAGGAAGUGUAUUAAUUGUUACAACCAGAGAUGAACACCUGCUUAAGCUAGUUAAAGUUGACUGUAUCUUUACAAUCAGGGAAAUGGACGAAAACGAGUCCCUUGAGCUAUUCUCUUGGCAUGCUUUUAGAAAAGCAAGUCCUGAAGGAGGAUUUAGUGAACUCUCAAGAACUGUGGCUGCUUAUUGUGGAGGGUUACCACUGGCUCUUGAAGUCCUUGGAUCCUACUUAUUUGAUAGGACAAAACAAGAAUGGACAAGUGUACUAUCGAAGUUAGAGAGAAUUCCCAAUGAUCAAGUGCAAGAGAAGCUGAGAAUAAGCUAUGAUGGUUUAAAGGAUGAUAUGGUAAAGGAUAUAUUUCUUGACAUAUGCUGUUUCUUUAUUGGUAAGGACAGAGCCUAUGUUACAGAGAUACUUAAUGGCUGUGGACUUUAUGCUGAUAUUGGAAUAGCCGUCCUCAUAGAUCGGAGCCUCCUAAAAGUUGAGAAGAAUAACAAGAUUGGAAUGCAUGAUUUAAUAAGAGACAUGGGAAGAGAAAUUGUUCGCGAAAGUUCAGCAAGAGAGCCAGGGAAGCGUAGUAGAUUGUGGUUUCACGACGAUGUACAUGAUGUUUUGACAAAAAAUACUGGAACAGAAACUGUCGAGGCACUGAUUUUGAACAUGCAAAGAACAGGCAGAGUUAGCUUUAGUACUAAUGUUUUCCAAGACAUGAAGAAACUGAGACUUUUACAACUUGAUUGUGUUGACCUCACUGGAGAUUUUGGGUAUCUUUCCAAACAACUGAGAUGGGUCAAAUGGCAACGCCCUACUUUCAACUAUGUACCCAAUGACUUUGAUCAGGAAAAUCUCGUUGCUUUUGAAUUAAAACAUAGCAAUGUUAAACAAGUUUGGAAGGAACCCAAGUUGUUGCAGAAGCUAAAAAUUCUCAAUCUCAGUCAUUCCAGGUACUUGAAAAGCACCCCUGACUUUUCAAAAUUACCAAAUCUAGAAAAACUCAUUAUGAAGGAUUGUCCAAGUUUGUCUGAGGUACACUCGUCCAUUGGAGAUCUCAAUAAUCUUCUUCUCAUAAAUUUGAAGGACUGUUCAAGUCUUGUCAAUCUCCCAAAAAAGAUUUAUCAAUUGAGAUCAGUGAAAACUCUCAUCAUUUCUGGUUGUUCAAAGAUUGUCAAAUUAGAAGAAGAUAUAGGGCAAAUGAUAUCCUUGACAACUCUAAUUGCAGCAAAUACUGGUGUCAAACAAGUGCCCUUUUCGAUAGCUAGAUCAAAAAGCAUUGCAUAUAUAUCCUUAUGUGGAUAUGAAGGAUUAUCACAUGAUGUUUUUCCUUCUAUCAUUUGGUCUUGGAUGUCACCAACAAUGAAUCCGUUAGGACAUAUUCCCCAAUUUGGUGGCAUUUCAACGUCUCUUGUUUCCAUGGAUGUAGAUAGUAAUAAUUUGGGUUUGAUCUAUCCAUCACCAAUACUUAGCAGCGGUUCGCAACUUAGAUGUGUUUGGGUACAGUGUCACUCAGAGAUUCAUCUGAAACAAGAAUUGAGAAGAUUUCUUAAUGAUCUUACUCAGUUGGAAAUAUCACAUGCAUCACAAAUAUCGGAUCUUUCCUUGAAGUCUAUUUUGAUUGGAAUGGGAAGUUGCCACAUAGUCAACGAGGCUCUUAGCAAGAGCUUAUCGCAGGGACUGGCAACCAAUGAUUCAAUUGCUUCUUUCCUUCCGGGUAACAAUUAUCCUUCUUGGUUAACCUAUACAAGUGAAGGACCAUCAGUAUAUUUUCAAGUUCCUGAGGAUAGUGAUUGUGGAAUGAAGGGAAUAACUUUAUGUGUUAUUUAUUCAUCAACACUCGAAAACACGGCAACUGAAUGUCUCGUUAGUGUUUUGAUCAUUAACUACACAAAAUUCACUAUUCAGAUAUACAAGAGAGACACCGUAAUCUCCUUUAAUGAUAAAGAUUGGGAGUGUGUAGUAUCAAAUUUAGCAGUUGGUGACAAUGUAGAGAUUUUUGUAGCUUUUGGGCAUGGAUUGACUGUUAAGGAGACGGCUGUGUAUCUAAUAUAUGGUCAGUCGACUACGGUGGAAGCGCAGCCAUCACCUGAUGUGAAAAUGGAGUCACCACUUACUAUCAACAUAAGGAUGACCGAGCAAAUUCCAUAUGCUGUUGCUGAAAGCCUCUUUAACAGGUUGGCUUCUGCAACCUUUCUUGAAUAUGGACGGAUUUAUGGUGUUAUGGAUGAGUUGGAAAGGCUUAAGAACUCUGUUGAAUGCAUAAGAGUUGUGCUCCUUGAUGCCCAGGAGAAACAGGAACAAAAUUGGAUAAGAAGGCUCGAAGAUGUGCUUCAUCGUGCAGAUGACUUGCUAGAUGAAUUUAUUAUUGAAGAUAUAAGAUACAAAGGGGAUGCAGGUGAUAAGAAAAAAAUGACACAUGUAUUUCGUCCGUUAUCUUCAAACCAUCUUCGCCAAACAAUGGUUCCUAAAAUUAAAAAAAUACAAAAAAAGUUUGAUGAUGUGGUGGAAGAAAUAGCUAAGUUGAAUUUAAUCCCAACAGCUGUGGUGGUUAAGCAAACUGACAGUUUAAGGAGCAAAUCUAUUUCUUUUUUGUUAGAAUCAGAUAUCACCGGAAGAGAAGAUGAUAAAAAGGAGAUUAUAAAUCUCUUGAGGCAACCACAUGGAAAUAUCUCAUCAGUUGCUAUUGUGGGUAUUGGGGGUAUUGGCAAGACAACCAUUGCUCGGUUUGUGUAUGAUGAUGUGGAAGUGAAAAAACAUUUUGAAAAGCAAAUGUGGGUAUGUGUAUCUAAUAACUUUGAUGUCAAGACUAUUGUGAAGAAAAUGUUGGAAUCAUUAAUCAAUAGCAAAAUUGAUGAUAAGUUAUCAUUUGAAUACAUACAACAUAAACUCCUUGAAAAUUUAACUGGUGAAAGAUACUUGUUAGUCUUGGAUGACAUUGGCAAUGCUAGUCAUACAAAAUGGACUCAAUUGAGAACUUAUUUGAUGUGUGGUGCUGAAGAUAGUAGGGUUUUAAUGACCACUCGUAGUAAGAUUGUGUCAGAAGCAAGCAACCUCUAUGUUUUGAAUGGUUUGACUCUAGAUGUAUCUUGGAGUUUGUUAAAGAAAAUUACAUUUGGCAAUGAAACCAGUGUUGUGAAUCAAAAACUUGAAUCAAUUGGUACAAAAAUAGCAGAAAAGUGCAUGGGAAUUCCACUAGCAAUUAGAACACUGGGAGGCCUAUUACAGAAUAAUAGUGAAGAAAGGGAAUGGAUCAAUGUCCUACAUGGUGACUUUUGGGAAUCAUGUGAAGACAAAGAAAGCAUCAUGUCGAUCUUGAUAUUCAGUUACCAAAGUUUGUCACUUCAGUUGAGACAAUGUUUUGCUUAUUGCUCUUUAUUUCCUAAAGAUUGGGAAAUCCAGAAGGAUAUGUUGAUUCAACUUUGCAUGGCACAGGGUUAUCUCGAAUGCUCAGAUGGAAAACAACUCAUGGAAGAUGUCGGUAACGAAUUUGUGAAGAUUUUCUUGAUGAAGUCAUUUUUCCAAGAUGCAAAAGUGGGUGAAGAUGGUGAUAUAGUUAGUUUCAAAAUGCAUGAUCUUGCAACGCAAGUAGCUGGCAAUGAUUGUUGUUACAUGGACAGUGAGGCGAAAAGAUGUGAACAAAGACCCAUGCAUGUAUCGUUGGAACCCAAUGCACUUCAUUUGUUGGACUCAUUAGAUGCAAGCAGAUUGCGAACUUUGAUUUUGUUGUCUUCCAAUGAGGAGGAGGAAUUGAACGGGGAUGAAUUGUCAAUUAUUUCAACAUUCAAACACUUGCGUGUCUUGAAGCUGUCAUGUUGUUCUUUAAGCAAGUUGUCUAGUUCAAUUGGAAAAUUGAAACAUUUAAGAUAUCUUAACUUAUCGCACUGUAGAGGACUGAAACGUCUUUACAAAUCCUUUAGCAGACUUGUCUUGUUACAAACACUAAUUUUGACACCUAAUGAAAAAGUGAAGUUUUCUACAAAGGUUUUAUCAAAGUUAAUCAAUUUGAGACACCUUCACAUCUCUGAUUGGGAAGCCUCCAAAGACAAGACACCAUUUGGAUUUGUAAAAUUGAGCAUUUGGCAGCAUAAGGGAAUGACUUCUUCAAACUGGAUUUCUUCGCUGACAAAUAUAGUUGAAAUCUCUUUCUUUUUGUGUGAAAGUCUCCAGUGUCUCCCACCGUUGGAGCAUCUCCCAUUCCUUAAGUCACUUGAUAUAAGUUUCCUUGAAGAACUGGAGUACAUAUAUUAUGAACAAGAUUUUUCUUCAGCAUUCUUCCCCUCUUUGGAGAGCCUCUCUUUGCAGUUUUGUUACAAGUUGAAGGGAUGGCGGAGGGUGGGAGAUGAUUUUGAUAAUACUAACUGUUCACAAAAUCUCUCCUUGCCUCCUUUUCCUCGUCUUUCUCAAUUAUCACUCAUAGGAUGUCUAAUGUUGACUUGCAUGCCUACCUUUCCAAAUCUUGAGAACGGAUUGGAAUUGUAUGAUAGCAAGGUGGAAACAUUGGUAGCAACACUAAACACAGUAGCAUCAGAAAUUUUAAAUGACUUUCCUCCUCUUUCCGUGCUCAAAUCCUUGCACAUUGACGGAGUGAGCCUGGAUGUGAAAAGUAUCCCAAAUGUUUGGAUGCAAAAUCUUACUUCUCUCCAGCUUCUUCAAAUUAAUUGGUUUUCAUGUCAAGCAUUUCAGGAAAUCGAAAUUUGGUUUAAGGAUGACCUCAAGUAUCUUCCUUCUCUACAAACAAUUGCCUUUCAUAAUUGUGAAGACCUAGAAGCAUUGCCAGAUUGGAUAUGCAACCUCUCAUCCCUUCAGCAUCUUAGGGUGCAUGAUUGCAUAAAGUUGGCAUCACUGCCUGAAGGAAUGCCCUGUCUAACCAACUUACAGACCCUAGAAAUCAUUGGAUGUCCCCUCUUAGUUGAAAAAUGUGAGACACAAACAGGUGAAACUUGGCCCAAAAUUGGUCAUGUCCCAAAGAUAAUCUUAUCAUCUCUUCAUUAAAAAGCAUAAGGAGGAGACACUUUCUCUUCUUUUAUCAGAACAAAGCAGUACAUCAGAGCUUUCCACGUGAUUCUUUAUGUAAGCUUUCUAUUGCACUACAACUUCAAAAUGAUUUUUUUUUUCUCGUAUUCACGAAAGAUGUAUAUAUAAAAGUUAUAUUCAGAGAAAGUGUUGUGGAUUACUAUUCUACUAUUCUCUGCUUUGCAAACUCAUAGCAGAGGAAAUUCAAGAUUAGCUGCAACUGUUAGUUACAAAGGAUAACUGAAAGCUCCCAACUAAAUAACUGAAAUUAAAACAAUCUGGUAGCUACCAAUGUUUCCACAUUACUAUCGUACAGUCCAAUCCAUUCGCAAGAUUGGAAAGGCAUGUCAACAUUUGAUCUGAUUAAAAAAAAUCUCGCUGCAUUUCGGUUUUGGAUUACUAAUUAAAAAAAUCUGAUUCAGUCCAAUUAAGUGCAGUUUAAUUUUAAAUCAGUUUUUGAAUAUCUAAAUUACAAAUAGUCCACUGUGCAUGUGUAUAGGCUACAGCCUAUAGCAACAUGGUGGGCAUGUGUACAAGCAGUGGCGGAGCUAGCCAAAAAAAUUUAAGAGAAUUGGUGGAUGUCAUUUGGUAGUUCAGUAACGUUUUGAUUAUAGUUUUUUUCAGUUUAGUAUGUAUUGAUACUGAUACUCUAGUAGGAUUGAUGUGUCUUAGCAAUGUGUGAUAUGAACUUCAUAUGUUGAGGGCAUGCCCGUGUAUUCUCAACCAAUUAGAGAAAGAAAAAAAAAGCAGUGAGCAUCCAUGUUUA
Molecule: messenger RNA, 7081 nt
Organism: Trifolium pratense (red clover)
Lineage: Eukaryota; Viridiplantae; Streptophyta; Magnoliopsida; Fabales; Fabaceae
Exons: 8
Coding region: 247-6294 (2015 amino acids)
Biological process (GO): signal transduction; defense response
Molecular function (GO): ADP binding; ATP hydrolysis activity
Source: RefSeq, a predicted model, not a curated record